AUGAUACCUACACGCCCCCAACGGCAAGACACCGAAUACGACGAAUACGACGACGAAGACCACAGCAACCACAGCUGGUCCUCCCUCUUCACCUUCACCAACCGAAAACACAUACUCCCACUGACCGCCGCCGUCUUCUUCGCCCUGCUCAACGGGCUCGUGAUUCCCGCCACGGCAAUCAUCCUCGGCAGGCUGUUCAACGCCUUUGCGACUUUCGGCGCCGACCUAAUGCCCGCCAAUGAGCUCGUGGACCAGGUGAGGGUGUUCGCCGUACAGCUGGCGGCGCUGGGGACCGCGAGCUGGUGCCUUGGUGGGGCGUUUUAUGCCUCGUGGGGCGUGUUUGGGGAGUUGCAGGCGGAGGGGGCGAGGAAGAGCUUGUUUGAGGGGCUGGUGGAUAAAGAUAUGCAGUGGUAUGAUAUGAGGAGGAAUGGAGUUGCGGGGCUGCUGGCGAGAGUGCAAACGCAGACGAAGGAGCUCCAGACGGCAGUGUCGCAGCCACUGGGACUUUCGCUGCAAGCGCUUGUGACGGCGACGGUGUGUCUCUUCGUGUCCAUCACGACGUGCUGGUCAUUGACCCUCGUCGUGCUGAUGGGGGUACCGCUGGCGUUCAUAUUCCUCAGCGUCGUCUCGCGCCGCAUCCAGACGCAGAUCGACACGCAGAAAGAGCACCUUUCGAGAGCCACUCGAAUCGUAAAUAGGGCCUUCACGGCAAUCGAGACAGUAAAAGCGUUCAACGGCCAGCAGUACGAGCGCUAUGUGUUUGCCUUGGCCGCGGGGAAGGCCGCACGGGCGUACAGAGAACAGGCGCAUAGCAAUGCCAUGGUUGUGGGCUUUAUAAGGCUUGUGAUCUUGACGAUGUUUGUGCAAGGCUUCUGGUACGGUGGGCGCCUUAUUAGGCAGGGAGAGGCAUCUGUGGGGGAUGUGAUGACUACGUUCUGGUCGUGCCUGAUGGCUACGCAGGCCCUCUCGAUGGUUUUGCCGCAGAUGAUAGUCUUGGAGAAGGGGAGGGCUGCAGGUGCAGGCCUCGAUGCAUUGUUAGUGAAAUUCAAGAGAGGGAGGCGGGUCUUCCAUAUGAAGGGCGGGAUCAUCCCGAAGAGCUGUCAAGGCGAGAUUGAAGUCAAAAAUGUAUCAUUUGCAUAUCCCUCACGCCCUUGUCAUUUGGCACUGAAUGGAGCCAGUAUCUUUAUACCAUCGCAUGAGACCACCUUCAUUGUAGGAAAAAGCGGCUCUGGGAAAAGCACCCUUGGAAACCUCAUUCUUAAAACAUAUAUGCCUUUAUCUGGCACUAUAACCCUAGAUGGAACCGUCGUCCAGGAUAUCGACCACGAAUGGCUACGAAGUAAUGUCACUAUGGUGCAGCAGGAGAGCGUGCUGUUCAACGAGACAAUCUUCCGUAACAUUGCAUUCGGGAGGAAAGACUACAAGAGUACCACCCGGGAGGAGGUUCAUCGGUCCUGUCGGAUGUCCAUGCUUGAGGAAACGCUCCGAAAUUUUCCGUUGGGCUCUAAUACCAUAGUUGGUGUUGGGGGCGCUGCGUUGUCUGGGGGCCAACGUCAAAGAGUGAGAUUCCAUGACCGUAUUUUAAGCUUGAUUCACAUUCCAAAGAUUAUUGACUCUUCAAAGGUUGCCCUGGCGCGAGCCAUACUUAGAAAUACGCCGAUACUGAUUUUAGAUGAAGCUACCAGUGCCCUUGACUAUGUCAGCAGAUCACUAGUCAUGGAAGCAAUACACACAUGGCGGCGGGGCAAGACAACCAUUAUAAUCACCCACGACAUCUCUCAGAUUAAACCGCAAGACUUUGUUUACGUCCUUGAAAAUGGAAAGGUCGUCCAAAAUGGAUACAGGUCUGAAAUUUGUAGCGUAGACGGCCUAUUUCGAGAUUUUAUGACGGCGUAUGACUCUAAAAAGGAAAUAAGAAAUCAACCAGGCUCACCCAAGAUUGAACUGGGCCAUCAUGAUAGAGCCAAAGAGCUUAUGGCUGCUGAUGUAUACAAUGAAGGCUAUCCAGUUAAUGGGACUUUGGCCCCAAUCUCGGAAGAAAGCUCGACGGAGCAAGAUCAAGAUGACGAGUUUUUAGAUGGUACCAAGGAGUCCACUUUCAAGCUAGAGAAUCUGUCACUACUAGGUAGAGCAGAACCUUCAAGCCCCAAAAGAACCAGAAGAAAGCGUCAAGCACGGCUGCUUGAAAGAAGCCUUAAUACCGAGAUGACACGUUUUGACUACGUACCUGCCCAUUCCCCAACAUACGACAUUGGCUCCAUAAUCCCCGAAACCCCCAGGAAACGACCUGUCAGAAGGUUUGAAGCGAAACAGAUCACCCUCUUGCAGAUAUUCUCCACGAUAUGGCCCUCUUUGAACGUUGGCUACAGGUUCUUGCUGGUCACCGGCUUCACGGCGGCCUUUUUCCAUGCUUCGGCAACACCAGCGUUCUCCUACGCACUUGCGCGGCUUCUUUCAUCGUUCUUCAAGGACGGGAACUUGCCCUCUGAGUCGGCGAAAUGGUCUGUAGUGAUCUUGUGCAUUGCGGUCAUAGACGCAAUAAGCAGUUACUUGAUGCACUACUUUCUAGAGUCCGUUGCGCAGUCCUGGAUAGAUACGCUGCGCACAAAAUCAUUGGCUCGCAUUCUUGACCAGCCCCGUGUAUGGUUCGACGAGAACCUGGUAGCAACGGUAACAGAGGACAUGGAAAAGAAUGCUGAGGAUAUGAGAGACUUGUUGGGGCGGUUUGCUGGGUAUGUAUUUAUCGGUGCAACUAUCAUGAUUCUAGGUGUUGGCUGGAGCUUCACGGAAAGCUGGCAAUUGACGAUGGUCGGCUUGUCGAUUGCGCCGGUCAUGUAUGGCCUGACAAGGACCUUUGCGUGGAUCUCGGAUGAGUGGGAGAAAAAUAGCAAUGAGGCAGCUGAGAUUGUUGGCGGGGUAUUUGAUGAAACGAUCACGAAUAUAAAGACGGUAAGGGGGCUUGCUCUCGAAAGAUACUUUAAGAAGAAGUAUGCGAAAGCUACCCGUGCGGCAUUGAGAAUAGGCGUGAAAAGGUCUAUUUACACAGGUGUUGGCUACGGGCUAUCAGAUUCCGCGGUAUCGUUUGCAACAGCUUUAAUCUUUUGGUACGGUGCGGUGUUGAUUGGGAAGGGCUUAUACGACAUUCAGCAUGUUCUUACGGUCUUCAGUCUGCUGCUAUUCUCAUUGGCAGGUGCAAAUACGAUCGUCGGUUUUGUUCCCCAGAUAAGUAAUAGCAAAGACACUGCACGGCGUGUGCUUAGACUCUACACCCUGCCCCGUAGUUCUCAUGAAAUUGAGGGUAUCAGGACGCUGGAUUUUAGAGGAGCCAUAUCGUUCUCCAACGUUACUUUUGCAUACCCCACUCGCCCAGACACCAUUGUACUCCGAAACUUCAACCUCAAAGUUACGCCCGGGGAAUGCAUUGCCAUAGUAGGUCUUUCCGGCUCAGGAAAAUCAACCGUCGCAGCCCUGCUUCAACGUCUUUACCCAUACUCGGCAGGUAGCAUCACAAUAGACACACUCCCUAUAGAAAGCCUCAGCAUCCGAUCCCUUCGCUCACAGAUGGCUAUUGUCUCGCAGUCCGCGGUUCUCUUUGAUAGCAGUGUCCACGACAACAUUUCCUACGGCAGCAACUAUACCCGCUGGGAGGUUGAGAGAGCAGCGAAGGCAGCUGGAAUCCAUGAAUUCGUCAAGGGCCUUCAAGAUGGUUAUGACACAUAUCUGGGAGACAAGGGGGGCCAUAUAUCAGGGGGUCAGGCCCAGAUGGUUGGUAUUGCAAGAGCUCUUGUCAGAAGGCCAGCGGUGCUGGUGCUGGAUGAGUGCACCAGUAAUCUGGACCCUGAGAGUGCGAGGGUUAUACAUAACACCAUCGGCCGGCUGGUCGAUGAAGGUGGGGCUUAUGACAAGAAGAUGACGGUGAUCAUCAUCACGCACAGUCAGGAGAUGAUGCGGUGCGCUGAGAAGGUUGUAGUGAUGAGUUAUGGGGAGGUUGUAGAGAGCGGGAAGUUAGAGGAGCUUUUAGAGCGACGUGGUGAGCUCCAUAGACUUCUCAACAAAGAAGAAUGGGUGAAAAGUAAUGGACAUGAGGGAAGCAUCUAG
Molecule: messenger RNA, 4098 nt
Organism: Morchella sextelata
Lineage: Eukaryota; Fungi; Ascomycota; Pezizomycetes; Pezizales; Morchellaceae
Exons: 6
Coding region: 1-4098 (1365 amino acids)
Biological process (GO): transmembrane transport
Cellular component (GO): membrane
Molecular function (GO): ATP binding; ATP hydrolysis activity; ABC-type oligopeptide transporter activity
Source: RefSeq, a predicted model, not a curated record